CCUCCUCACUGAGCAGCAUGUUGCGGCGCAGAUUCAGGAGAGACUCUCACAAUCAUCGGAGGCUGCGACUUAUCCUUAACCAGAGGUGGAGGAAGCUAAGCCCCCUGGGAGCAACGUCACUCCCUCUGGCAUAUCAGCCACUGUCCGCCGUGCGCCCGGCACUCCACUAACAAAGGACGUCAGGAUCGCAUCCAUCCUCCACGGAACGCGAAAUGCUUUGCGAACUGAAUGUAACUCGCACAGUCCUCCUCGAUUCCGUGCGCUUCGGCGAGGAGGCUUUCACAUGCUGUGACAUACAGACGGGCUAGAGAAGAGUGCGGCCAAGUAGGAAAAGAAGGUCAUUCAAAGUGGAAAGAGCGCUCGCUCGCGUCGACUAUGGUCCGUGGAAAGAGGGACAUCACGAAGAGCCAGCAUCUCUAACUUCGGGAUUUACUUGCUAAGGCGGUUUUCAAAGCAGAUCAAGGGAUAUUCUGCCUAGAACCAUGCCUGUAAGAAGAGGUCACGUUGCGCCGCAAAACACAUUCCUCGGAACAAUAAUUCGGAAAUUCGAAGGACAGAACCGGAAGUUUGUGAUAGCCAAUGCCCGGGCGGAGAAUUGUGCAAUUAUAUACUGCAACGAUGGCUUCUGUGAGAUGACAGGCUUCUCACGACCAGACAUCAUGCAGAGGCCGUGCACCUGUGACUUCCUCCAUGGCGACCUGACCGACAAAGACGCCGUCAGCCAGGUGUCCCAGGCUCUGCUGGGGUCUGAGGAGCGCAAGGUGGAGAUUAUCUACCACCGUAAGGAUGGAACCGACUUUCAGUGUACCGCUCACAUAAUGCCGGUGAAGAAUGAAGAGGGCGUGGUGAUGAUGUUUAUCUUGAAUUUUGAGUACGUUCAGGACGAGGGAAGUGACAGCUCCACGGAGAAGUUAAGCCCCACAUCCCCCACAAAGUCAGACCUAAGGAGAAGCCGAUUCUUCCGCUUUCGCCAGGCCGCUCUGAGCCUCAUGAACACUAACAAGCAGUCUCUUCCACAAGAGGACCCGGACGCAGUGAUGGUCGACUCACCCAAAGAGAAUGACGACUCAGUGGCCCUAAAGAGCUUCCCUUCGCCCAGCAAGAGCAUUUGCAGUCCCAUUGAGGCAAAUGACACACAUGCUCUCAUUAGCUCCAGCCGCCAUUCAUCCCAGGCCAGCAUCAGUCUAGAACCACUUAACCAUUCAUCCCCUAAACUCCCCUGGGAGAAGCUGUACCAGACAGAAGUGCAGCAGUCCUCCUCCUCCUUGUCCAACACCUUUCUCAGAGGCAGCAUUAACAGCAUGCGUCGCGCCUCAUCUGUCCACGAUAUUGAGGGUUAUAGCUCCAACACCAAGGGUGCAUUCAGAGAUCGCAAUACAAGCGAAGGUACUUAUAAUCAUGUGAAGUCCGGUCUGCUCGGCUCUACUUCUGACUCGAACAUCAACAAGUACAGCACCAUCAACAAGAUCCCACUGAUUGCACUCAACUUCUCCGAGGGCACCGACAAAAAGACGUACUCUCCACCGACAUCUGAGAAAACCAUCAUCGCCCCAAAGGUCAAAGAGAGAACACACAAUGUCACAGAGAAGGUCACGCAGGUCCUGUCACUGGGAGCCGAUGUGCUGCCCGAGUACAAACUCCAGACGGCCCGCAUUGACAAGUUCACCAUCCUCCACUACAGUCCCUUCAAGGCAGUGUGGGAUUGGCUGAUCCUGCUGCUGGUCAUUUACACCGCCAUCCUCACGCCGUACUCGGCUGCUUUUCUCCUCAACGACCAGGAGGAGCAGAAGAGGCGUGAAUGUGGAUACUCCUGCAGCCCCCUUAAUGUGGUGGACCUAAUGGUAGACAUUAUGUUCAUCAUCGACAUCCUCAUUAAUUUCAGGACCACGUACGUCAACAUUAAUGAGGAAGUGGUCAGUCAUCCGGCCAAGAUAGCCAUCCAUUACUUUAAAGGCUGGUUCCUCAUAGACAUGGUUGCAGCGAUCCCGUUUGACCUUCUUAUCUUUGGCUCAGGAUCAGAUGAGACAACCACUCUGAUUGGCCUGUUGAAGACGGCUCGGCUGCUGCGAUUGGUGCGAGUUGCCAGGAAACUGGACCGCUACUCUGAAUACGGAGCUGCGGUCCUCAUGCUGCUCAUGUGCAUCUUUGCCCUGAUUGCUCACUGGCUAGCCUGUAUAUGGUACGCCAUUGGCAACGUGGAGAAGCCCUAUUUGGAGCACAAGAUCGGCUGGUUGGACAACCUGGGCGUGUCCAUAGGAAAGAUAUACAACUACAGUGACCCGGGCUCCGGUCCCUCCAUCAAGGACAAGUACGUCACGGCGCUCUACUUUACAUUCAGCAGUCUGACCAGUGUGGGCUUCGGGAACGUCUCCCCCAACACCAACUCGGAGAAGAUUUUUUCCAUCUGUGUCAUGUUAAUUGGUUCCUUAAUGUACGCCAGUAUAUUUGGGAAUGUCUCUGCCAUCAUCCAGAGGUUGUACUCCGGUACAGCCCGCUACCAUGCUCAGAUGCUGCGGGUCAAGGAGUUCAUCCGCUUCCACCAGAUUCCCAACCCUCUCAGGCAGAGGCUGGAGGAGUAUUUCCAACACUCCUGGGCCUACACCAACGGCAUCGACAUGAACACGGUUUUAAAAGGUUUUCCUGAGUGCCUGCAGGCAGAUAUCUGCCUCCACCUCAACAGGAACCUUCUCCACAGCUGCAAAGCGUUCCAGGGAGCCACCAAAGGCUGCUUGAGGGCCCUGGCCAUGCGCUUCAAAACCACCCAUGCUCCUCCUGGAGACACUCUGGUCCACUGUGGUGACGUGCUCACUGCUCUUUACUUUCUCUCCCGAGGCUCGAUUGAGAUCCUGAAAGAUGACAUUGUCGUUGCCAUUCUAGGAAAAAAUGACAUAUUUGGAGAAAUGAUCCAUCUGUUAACCACACCUGGAAAAUCCAAUGCUGAUGUGCGUGCUCUGAGCUACUGUGACCUGAGCACUAUUCAGAGGGAGGAUCUGCUGGAGGUGUUAGACAUGUACCCGGAAUUCGCCGACUGCUUCUUCAACAACCUGGAGCUCACCUUUAACCUCAGAGACGAGUCUGUAAAGCCUUCAAGUUCUAAAGACGGUGAUUCAGAUGUUGAAGGCACACAAGUCCAAAAAAGAAGGAUCUCCUUCACACCAGAUCUUCACAAAGGGGAAAACGAGGAAGCGGUUAAGGACGUUGGCAGGGAGAUGGAGUCUAAUCUGUGCCUGAAGAGAUGUUCUGGAGUCCUGGAUCCCUCAUCGCACAACCUCACAGUCCUGGACUCAAGUCCUAUAGUUAGAAAUAGCCUGGAGAGGAGCCCAUCGUUCGAAGAUCUGUGCUGUGAUAAAUGGGCCUGUAAGAAGCCCACAGACUACCUGGAUGAGUCAGCACAGUUCCCGGACCUGAGAGAGGAUGAUAACUCCAACAGCGAAAUCACCUACGGAGAGGUGGAACAGCGCUUAGCUCAGCUUCAGGAGCACCUUAACAGGCUGGAGUCUCAGCUGAUGUCAGAUAUUCAGACCAUCCUACAGCUGCUGCAGAGACAGCCGACUCUGGGACCUCCAGCAUACAGCACUGUGACUGCCAGCCCAGAAUAUCACAGAGCUGCUGUGAAGGUGCAGCCAGUUCCUCUGACGGCCAGCCGGUUUUUCAGCCUUGCUGGAACUCAAGGGCCCAACCUCCAACAGGAGAGCGCCGUUCAAAAAUCCAAAGACUUGUGCUUGGCCAAUGUGAAUGCCCCUAUAGAGGACAGCAUUGCAGCACUGCUGGUACAAACACCCACAGAUACACAACAACAGCAGCAGCAGCAGACUCUGCAGGUGAUGGGGCAUCAACAGCCCGUGUUGAUCCUUCCUCCCCCUGAAGCAUCUUCCUACUCUGCUUCUCCGUAUGAUUCUAACCUCGACACCUCUGGACUCCAUAGACAUGUGUCAGACCCAAACUUCCCUGGUCAAUAAUCUUUCUAGCAGCACCAUGUUCUAAUAUCUGGGUUGUAAUGCUGUAAUUACGAAGUAGCAACCUUUUUUAUCAGCAUGCCGGCACAGACAUCUAUAUUGUUAAUUUAUUAUGCCUUGGUAAUAGAAAUACGUUUUUUUAUGAUGCAUGUGGAUAAAAAAACUCUGCAGACAGGGUCAUUGAUUGUUUUCUGCAGUAAUCAGUAUAGUAUCAACAAUGGUUGCAUAUUGUUGAAGUAAUUAUUAAUCUGGGCUCUGGAUGAACCCAAUAUGUCAUCAAUCAAUGAGGUUUACUUGUUGAUGUUGUAAAUAACCAAUCAGGCUGGUCCUAGUCAACCCAUCGUGGAUGAUCAUCCUUUCAAAAUGGCCAUUCUAUACCUUUAUGUUCUUAAAGAAAUCUGAUUAACUAACAAAGGUGCUGUUUGGUUGCAAUGGCACACCACAACAUCAAAGAAAAACAUCGCAUAAAGCAGGUUUUCACUGUGGUUGGCUUCUGUUAGCAUGUCUAAGAUCAGCAAAAGCUAAAGUAAGGUUGGUCUUCCAGGAUGAUCGGCACCUGCAUAAAGUCAACAUUUCCCUCCCUCAGUCUUAUUUGACACAAGUACGGCAAGAAAAGGUGACCUACCUCUUUGACCAACUUUCCAACUGGACCAUGAACGGAUCUUGACGAUGUCUCUGAGUAGUUCUUCACAUGGGGGUCUUGGGGUAUGCAGUGCAGUGCAAGGCCAACUGCAGAGUGUUGUGUAGCGGUAGUGCCAGACUUUGUUGUAUUGCCUUAGUGAAUUUGGCAUUGCUGUCAUUAGGUCAGACCCAUUCCCAAUGUUGUUGGACUUCAUCGGGGCUGCCCUUUGACACGUUCUGUUUUUAAUCUUAAUGGACUGAAUGUCAAAGCAGGUCAAGGUGUGAGAGAUGUCAGGUUUAGAAUAUUGAUCUGUGAUUCACACUGGACUGGUGGGCCGGGGUCAAUCCUCACAGUGGAGCGUUAUGGUUUCUUCCACUAGUAUUGGAAGCUGCCACAUGAUAGAGGCAGGUUAUGGUGGCAUGGUCAU
Molecule: messenger RNA, 5005 nt
Organism: Cynoglossus semilaevis (tongue sole)
Lineage: Eukaryota; Metazoa; Chordata; Actinopteri; Pleuronectiformes; Cynoglossidae
Gene: kcnh7b
Product: potassium voltage-gated channel subfamily H member 7
Exons: 15
Coding region: 483-3959 (1158 amino acids)
Biological process (GO): potassium ion transmembrane transport; regulation of membrane potential
Cellular component (GO): plasma membrane
Molecular function (GO): inward rectifier potassium channel activity
Source: RefSeq, a predicted model, not a curated record